Messenger RNA from Tripterygium wilfordii, 5138 nucleotides. RefSeq names its product protein PUTATIVE RECOMBINATION INITIATION DEFECT 1-like. The record is from RefSeq and is a predicted model, not a curated record. Lineage: Eukaryota; Viridiplantae; Streptophyta; Magnoliopsida; Celastrales; Celastraceae. Gene Ontology annotation, biological process: meiotic DNA double-strand break formation. The transcript has 9 exons. Bases 1487 to 4948 code for a protein of 1153 amino acids.
UAAUUGAAUUUUUGGGCUUGGUCGAGUUUUGCUCAUGUUAUUUUUUAUUUUACGAUGUAACAAAAGGUAUGUGUUACUCAAAAACAAUGUAACAAGAGUAUGUGAUACUCAACAAUAAUGUAAUAAAAGUAUGUGUUACUAAAAAAUAAUGUAAUAAAGGUCUGUAUUAUCAUAAAAUAAUGUAAUAAGAGUAUGUGAUAUACAAAAAUAGUGUAAUAAAAGUGAGAUCAUAUAAACUAAUGUAAUAAGAGUAUCUGAUAUUCAAAAACAAUAUAAUAAAUGUAUCUUUUAUCAUAAAACAAUAUAGUAAAAGUCUGUGAUACUAAAAAAUAAUGUAAUAAAUAUAUGUGUUACUUAAAACAACAUGUAAAUCAAUUGCUUAUUAUACUCCAAACAGUAAUUCCAAUGUUUUGUAUGCAAUAACAGAUGUUAUUACAUUGUUUCAGUGUUCUAGAUUCUUGUGACACUAUUUUUAAAAACAAUGUAAUUAAGAACGGUAAGGUAAAUAUAUAUUAAUUAUGAGUCUUGUUGGAAAGAGUUUUACAUGUUGAAUCCGAAUAUGUAAUUUUUUUUCAAAAUCUAACAUAUAUUUUGAGAGAUAAAACGUUUUAAAAUUUUGUUUAACAAAAGAAAAUGUAAAAAAAAACUAUGAUGUCAUCUAGUGAUGUCAGCAUUAUGUGAGAUAAUAAUUGAAUAAUUGUUUUGAAUACAUAGAGACAUUUUGGUAAAAAAACUAACACUAUUCUCUUUGCAUUUCAUCAAGCUGAGUCACCUUGCCACAUCAUUUAUGAAUCAUUAUGGAAGUAUAUUUUAGGGAUACUUAGCACUAUCGUAUGGUUUGUGGAAGGAUUAUCUCUUGAUUCUUACAGUUUAUUGGUUUAAGGAUGAUAAUGAUUGAAGAGGGCUAAUGAAAUCCUACAUCCUUUUUAAGUGAAUUGAAUUGUUUGUUGAGGAAGAUCUUAAGAGGAUAUCUAACUAGUUAGAAUGUCGGAUCAUUAUACAUAUAGUAAUAAAUUACAAAUUUAUCAAAAAAAAAUAAAAAUGAUCAAGCAUUUUAACAAAGAAAAGGAAUUGGAUAAUAUAUAUGGUGGUUAGAAAAUAUUUUUUCCAUGUAAAUGUUAGGGUGUUUGGUUUGCACUAAUCUUUCUUAAUAAUUUGCAAUGUCUUUGACUUCAUAUAAAUACUCAGACUAAAGAUGAUGUGUAUCACCCUAGUGUCCGGGUUUGAAUCAUCCCCUCUAUUCAAAAAAAGAGAGUUUGGAUUAUUCUAAUUUUCCAAAAUAUUCUUGAAAAAUUACAGUUACAAAUGUCAAUCGUAGAGAGUCGAGUUUGAAAUUUUUAUUUGUUUUCGUUCAAAAUUUUCUUAUAUUCUAUUAAUUUAUAGUUUUAUAAAUAUGCUUCAACAUUUUCUUUUGGCAGGUAACAAAAAUUGAUAAAAUCCCUAAAAGGUCUUUGAGAACUGAGAAGUCAGAAGUGUUUUCUUUCAAAUGCUUCACUGUUUUGGGAUUCUAUUGAACUGUCACUCGAACAAUUCUUAUGAUAUCAUCAGGGACAAAUAUACCCUCGUAGCUAAUCUGGUUACAGGUCUUCAAUUACCAAGUGAAGAGAUCCAGAGUGAGAUCCUUUACAUUCUGUACAAAUUCUCCAUCCUCCAAUGUGCUUCUAAGGAUAUUGAUGAAGAGGAUGUUCUCAGUGCCUUUGGUUCAAAGCUCCUUCAUCAGUCACUAGAUGCCCUCGCUAAGACGGAAAAUGAUUCUGUUCGUUUGAACUGCAUUGCAUUGUUGACAAUAUUGGCUCAAAGAAGGAUUUUUGGAAAUAUAUCUAAAAGUGAGAACAUUACCCUGAGUUCUGAUGAAGCAGACAAUUUUAUGCAGACAACGGAUGAAAUAGAUGGGGCUUCUCUGUAUGUGUUAUUUGCUGAGGCGAUUAAAGGCCCACUGCUUUCAUCUGACAACCAAGUCCAGAUCAGCACCCUCCAUCUAAUUUUUCAUUGUUUGUCCUGUGAGGAGGAUCCAGCGAAACCAAUCCAAGUUUUGGUGAAAGAAAACAUUGUGGACCAUGUAUUUGAAAUUCUGAGAUUGGCAGAAUGUAAGGAUCCGAUGGUCAACUCUUGCCUCCAGGUUCUUAAUCUAUUUUCAGCUGCUGAGCAAGCCUUCCGACAAAGGAUGGUUGUCGGAUUUACUUCUUUGAUUCCAGUUUUGCGUUAUGUAACUGAAAUUCCUUUCCAUCCUGCUCAAAGUCAAACACUAAAGCUCAUAUGUAAUUGUGUUUCUGAUUUCCCUGGAAUCGUAUCACCUUCUUAUAUGGAGGAACUAGUUCUGGUUUUGACAAGAAUGUUUGAGAGGCACACUGAGGGAGAAAUAGGCAUGCUUCCAGAAACAUUCAUAUUGGCCUGCACAACUUUUACAGCUCUUUUAAAAACCUCAUCUUCUCAUGGGAUUUUAAAACUGGCUCUAUCAGUUGAAGAAGCAUCAAAGCAUGCCCUUUUAUCCUGUCUAAGUACCUUCAGAAAAGAUCCUAAUCAAUUUUUGCAUUCCUUGUACUUACUUAAAGAGGCAUAUGCAUACAGUUUGGGAGAGAUCUCCUCCAAUAACCCCAGUAACAUGGAACUUUGUGAUUGUAUAAUGGAUAUAUGUUCUUCACAGUUAUUGCCUUGGUUCGUGACAGUUCUCAAUGAAAUGGACGAGGAAAGUGUCCUAGGUAUAAUGGAAACUUUUCAUUUUAUACUGCUGCAGAGUUCAGAUUCCCAGGCCACAAAGUGGGCAAAUACUCUAGUUUCAGCUUCUUGGUUCAGCUUGUCAUUUGGAUGCUUAGGCUUAUUCCCAACAGAAAACAUGAAAUUAAGGACAUAUCUAAUGCUCAGUUCACUUGUUGAUGUUCUUCUGGGUCAAAACAUUGGUAAAUCCAUCAGAGAUGCUGCUCUGUAUCUUCCAUCUGAUCCUGUUGAUUUGCUAUUUCUGCUAGGGCAGAAAAGGUCCCUUGAUAUGGGAUUCUCCUCUUGUCAAUCAGCAGUUUUGCUGAUUUUACAUGCAAGUUCUUUGUAUGAUGAUAGGCUUGCAGAUGAGAAGCUGGUUUUAUCUUCCUUGGAACAGUUUAUUCUUGCAAAUGGUAGUGACUUUCUACAUGAAAUUGAUUCAUUGAUGAUGAUGCAACUGGUAAAUCUUUAUGGUCGCUAUCGAGGUGUUGGGAUGAUGAAUUACCAAAUUCCGUUUAGUCCAGAAGCUGAGAGGAUCAUGUUCCAUCUGUUGACUGAAAAAGAAUGGGAUUUGUCUUCCUGCAUAAUUCACUUGGUAUCACUAAAAUGGUUGUUUCAGCAAGAAAAAAUCAGCAAGCAACUGUCUUCUCAACUCCUGACAUUCUGCAGACUCAAUAGCGGAAAUAGGGCUGACAUCAUUGUCCACAAGAAACAUAGCCAGACUUUUAAUGUUAACAAUAUUGCAGAGUUGGUGAUAGCAGGGGAUAACUAUGUAGCACCGCUUUUGGUAUGCUUGUUGCUGCAACUUGCGAAAGAGGAGGGCCAAGGGAACGACAUUAUAGCAGUAGUAAAUCUCAUGGCAACAAUCAUUAACAUUUUUCCACCUGCUUCAGAAUACUUUUGUUUGCAUGGCAUAGGCAAUGGAGUUCAGGCUGUUCUUUACAAUUCAAUCCAUUCUUCAUCAGAGAUUUUCAAACCCAUAUCACUUUUAGUACUAAGCAUUCUAAGUUUGGUGCACUCUGAAACACUUUCUCGUGAUGAAGCUUGGGUUACUGUGACUAUAAAGUUGAUGGAUUUCCUGAUUACAACACUAGACGUGGAAGGCUGGAAUUGUGAAGGUCUGGAAGUAAUUGGCAUCCUUUCCCUUGUUUUGCACCACUCAACCAACAAAGUCCUUCUAGAGGCUGCAAAAGCCAUUAUUUUCAAUACUAGCUUGAUCUCUUCAAUCAACAGCAUGAUUCGUACAGCCUGCUCAAAGGGACCUGCAUUGUUCAAUUGCGACGAGAAGACAGGCAUGGGUGAAGCUCUGAUAUAUAUGCUUUUACUAUUCUACUUCUCUUUAAGAAGUUUGCAUGCAGUUCUACCAGAGUUUGUCGACUGGCACCAUUUUGUAGACCAAUCAAAUUUGAUGCAGCAACUUUCCACUAUCACCAUCCAAUGCACUGAUUUAUGCAGGCUUAUGCAUUUUGGGCCUCCUACAGUGAAGCUUGUUGCCUCAUACUGCGUGUUAGAAAUAUUUACCAGACUAACUGAACAAGUAAAUAGGAAAAAAGAAGAGUUAGAAUGUUCAAUGGAUUAUCAAAUUGCUACGAGGGCUAUACUAGAAGGCCUAGUUUUCCACAGUGACAUCAGAGUGGCUAGGAAUUGUGCCUUCUGCCUCUCAAUGAUAAUAGGGUGGGAAAAACUGGGAAUGCAGGAAACAAGAUUCAUUGCAGAGAAUAGAUGGUGCAGGUUGAUAGUAGAAGAGAUGGCAAUGUCUUUGGCAGUUCCAUGCUUAGCCUCUAAGUCUUUCACGAAUCAUCACAAAUCCGCCGUUUACAUAACUGUUGCAUUGCUAAAGCUUCAGAAUGUUCCAAGGUGGAUGGGGUUGGUGUUUAAUGAUUGCUGCAUAUCCAAUAUAAUUGACAAUCUUUCAGCUAGCAACGUGAGCUCUGAGUUGAUUUUCUUAUUCCGAGAGCUGUCAAACAAUGAUUUUGUAAACACCAAGCAGAUUGGGACUCUAAAACAGACUCUCCAGGCAUGCAGAAAACAUUUGCACAUGCACAAUGCUCAAUGUGUCCACGCAAAUACCUAUCCAAAGAAGACCGUGGCGACACCAGAAGAUUUGGGGGAAGUGCAUGAGUAUCUCAUUCACUUGAUGUCUUCUGAGUUUUUGCCAGAUACAGAUUCCAGGGGAAGAGAAGUGAGGGAUAAGAGGUUGUUAGAAGAGAUAGAACUGUUUUUCAAGGCAUUUGCAGUAUCGGAGAAUAUCUAACCAUUUUUCGUUUAUCAAAUCAUUGAAGUGUAUAUGAGUAUUCUGACACUUACAAGAACAACAAACAUUGUUGUAUAUACGAUACAUUCUUAGUUUAAGUAUCCUCUUACGUGCUUGAACCUGGAAUGAAAGAAUUAGCAGAUCUGUCCUACUCAAAAAGGGGAAUGGACUAUUUAGUGAAGUAUACCUA